AUGAACAAGCAGGUAGUAGGGCAAACCAAUCCUGAAAAGUUGCUGGAUGCAAAAAUGACAAAACUGAAGCUGUCCUAUUUCAGGCACAAAAUUAGAAGUCAGGGUUCUCUGGAAAAGAUAAUAAAGCUUGGAAAAACUGAAGGCAACAAGAAAAGAGGAAGAUCACAUAUGAGAGGAACUGACACCAUAAAAGAAGCCUGUAGCAUGAUGCUACAGGAGCUGAAACUGAGCCCGAAGGGGGUGAGGGGGCUGCUGGGGUGGCGGCCCCAGGAGGCUGCGGUUGGAGUCUGUGCCCUCUCAGCCUCCUGGGGACUCGGGCCCAGCUGCACCUGGCGUGCUAACGAGUCCCCCGGGACCCCUCUUCAGUCUCGGGCGGGCUCGGGGAGAAAGGGCACUGGCAGGAGGGGGCAGGGUUGGCUCCUGGGGCUUACGGUCUCCUUUCACUCCCAGUAUCUGAGGCUCCCAGGCCCUGGCUGCUCCUGCCUCUUCUCCUUCACAGUGUCCCAGUGUGGCCAGGAGGGCCCUGGCGGUGGCCUGGACCUUGUGUACCAACGCUUAGGCAGACCUGGGCCGAACCGCCUGCACUGCCUGGGGCCACUCAGGGAGCGCCUCAGUAUCUGGGCAGCCAUGGAUUCUCUCCCAGCCCCAUCUUCAGGUCAGGGCCACAACCUGAUGGAAGCUUCCAGAGAUCCUGAGAAUUGGCACAUCGGGGGUUAUUCUAGAGAUGCAGUUUCACAGCCACAGAUGGCACUAGAGGAGGUGCCAGAUCCACGGGCAAGCAGCCAAAGACGGUCACUCCCCGGAUCCUCCAGGGAACACAUGGCACAGUGGGAAGUGAGGAACCAGACCUGUCUUCCAAACAGAGAGCCUGACCAGGCACUGCCUUCUGCUAGCCAGAAACAUCUGAACAAGAAGCGUCCAGCACCUGCAGCCACUAUAAAACUGAAAGAAAAGAGGCUCAGAACUCUAGCCCCAAGUCCACUACAAGGACUGCCCACUCAGGACCUACGAGAGGGAGAAGACUGGGAGCAAGAAAAUAAACAUGAAGACAUGGGCCCCAGACUGGAGCACAGUCCCUCAGUUCAAGCAGACUCAGAAUCCCCAAGCCCUGAAGAGGUACCAGAUUACGUCCUGCAAUAUGGGGCCAUCCACACUGCAGAGCAGCAACAUGCUUAUGAGCAGGACUUUGAGAGAGAUUAUGCUGAAUACCGCAUCCUGCACGCUCGAUUUGGGGCUGCAAGCCAAAGGUUCAUAGAGCUGGGGGCAGAGAUCAAGAGAGUUCAGCCAGGAACUCCAGAACACAAGGUGCUGGAAGAAAAGAUAGUCCAGGAAUAUAAAAAGUUCAGGAAGGUAAGACUAGGUCUGGGAAUGUCAGCAAUAAGGUAAAAAUGAAUUACUUCUC
Molecule: messenger RNA, 1402 nt
Organism: Myotis davidii
Lineage: Eukaryota; Metazoa; Chordata; Mammalia; Chiroptera; Vespertilionidae
Gene: ELL3
Product: elongation factor for RNA polymerase II 3
Exons: 9
Coding region: 1-1386 (461 amino acids)
Biological process (GO): positive regulation of transcription elongation by RNA polymerase II; snRNA transcription by RNA polymerase II
Cellular component (GO): transcription elongation factor complex
Molecular function (GO): cis-regulatory region sequence-specific DNA binding
Source: RefSeq, a predicted model, not a curated record